This is a messenger RNA of Vanrija pseudolonga, 1008 nucleotides long. RefSeq lists its product as uncharacterized. Lineage: Eukaryota; Fungi; Basidiomycota; Tremellomycetes; Trichosporonales; Trichosporonaceae. The record is from RefSeq and is a predicted model, not a curated record. The coding region runs from base 1 to 1008 and encodes 335 amino acids. The transcript is spliced from 2 exons.
AUGUCCAACCGCGAACCAGCAACGGCCCCCGCCCGACCCCACCCCAAGGUCAUCAUCGACUACCGCUACUCCCCCGAGAUCAUGGACACGAUCGUCGACAGCGCCGACCGAGGCGCGCUGCUCGCCCUCCGCGCCACCAGCAAGGAGUACCAAGACCGCGCGGACGCCAAGCUGUUCAGGCACAUCAGCCUCGGCAUGACGGUCAACAAGCACAUCCGGCUGCGCGACCCCUGCGACCGCAAAUUGCCGCUGCGUGUUCGUGAGAACAUGGCUCAGCACUGGAGCCUCUACGCCCCCCAGGUGAAGCAUUUCAAGGUCAUCGACACGGCGCAUGGCUUCUCGUGUCCGGAGCGGCUGAAUCUGCCACCGGUCGAGUAUUCGCGUGUUCACAACGGCGCCCAUCCAGGUCAUUCUUUCGGCGUUGCAUUUGAGCCCGUCUCCGACAAGUUGGUGGUGUUUUGCCGCUGCUUCCCAAUGCAGGUGUCUCUGAAGAGGAUGGUGAUGAAUGCUGGGCCCAGCAGCAUGGGACUCGCUGCCGGUCUCAAGGUCGUCAUCCACCUUCUGCCUGGCAGCUUUGAUUUCUACGCGCGCGACACCUUCGUAGCGACAUGGGCCAAGGUUCCCGACCUCGUUAUCAUUACAGCAAGCUCCGCGCUGUCUACCAGUGACGCUUGGGUCCACCUUGGACACCACCUCGCUCGGCUUCUGAGAGUGGUUCGCAGGCGCAACGUCCCCAUCCAGACGAUUACCGCCCGCCGCUACGAAUCCGACGCGGCGUGCAACGCACCCGGUUGGCCUGAGGUCGACGAUGUCCUUGACCCCGAGUUUUGGCGCUCAAAUCCCACCACCCCCGCUCUAUCAACCUACCAUGAGGCCCAACUUGGCCAGAUAACCAAGACCCUCCGCCAGUUCAACGUCAAGUGUGUCACGAUGAGCCAGUACAAGGCGACCCUAACUCCCGAGCAAGCUGCUGCUGAACUGGUGGCCAACAGCCUGCUUCUGAGCUAG